AACUCUGCGCUAGCCAUUCACAGUCAGUCCGCGGCUUGAACGCUUGCGCAGAACACCGUCUCUAGGCGCGUGGCGAAAAACUUUCCAACUAUCGGACUUUUCCUCGAAAAAUCCUUCCGAAAAUUCGGUAUUUUGCAACGAAAUCGAUUUUCCUACAUCAUUGACAACUAGCAUAGUGAUUUGUGAUCUACUCAUCUCAGUGUUGACCUACCGAUAAAAUUAUCGUGCUAUAUGAACUUUUGCGCAAGUUUUUGAGGUUAGGUUCCCCGCAUACAUCGUGGUUUUUUGAACUUUUUCGAAAGUUUUUGAGUUUGGGUUCUGCCUAUCCUUGGACUAAUUAUUGAGAAACAGUUCCAAUUGUUUCUAAGGAUGUGUUUGAUCAAAAAAUAUGUUUCAUUUUAACGUGUAUGGACUUAUCCACGGAGAUUCAAAGGACAUCAACUACCUGGUUGUCAUUUGCUGAAACAGAGCCCAGGGUUUGGGUGCUUUGAGAAUCAAGGAUCUUACAGCAAUAUUGUGAAGAUAAUUGUGGAUCAAUGCGAGUGUUCUGAGGCAAAACCGGUGAACCAGACACAGCUGCUUCAUCCUCAUGACGCCAACAAAGUGCAACUUUUAUAAAGAACCCUGAUUUAGCGAUCGAACAAGUGUGAGGAGUAAAAAGAACUUGUUUCAAGUGAAAACAAAACUUUUUGAUUGGUUGAUACAAGUAAUGAUUUAGUUGUGACAUUGGUUGACAUCGAUCUAGCUAGAGCAGGGCAUGUGCCAAGAAUGUCAAGUGCGGUGUCACGAGCCGCUCUCAGAGGCUCUAGGAGGCGAUCACAGGCGCACAGACUCUCACACGCGCACUCACAAAAGAAACGUAUCGGGCUCAGACAAGACCGACGAAUGAUGGACGACAAGUACAACACUACUAUGAACAAGGUGGAUGAGAUGGCAUCAUCAUCAUCGUCGGCAUCGCCGCACUACUCUCUGCGCUGGAACAACCACCAGUCGCAUCUGCUGACUGCGUUCGACUCGCUGCUGCAGAACGAGACACUCGUCGACGUCACCCUCGUUUGCGAGGAGACCAGCUUCAAGGCGCACAAAGUUGUCCUGUCUGCUUGCAGUCCUUAUUUUCAAAGGAUAUUUUCGGAAACACCAUGCAAGCAUCCUGUGAUAGUGCUGAAGGAUCUGAGAGGCUGGGAGGUGCAGGCGAUUGUUGACUUCAUGUACAGAGGGGAGAUCAGCGUCGGGCAGGAGCAGCUUUCGUCCCUCAUCAAGGCGGCCGAAUCUCUACAGGUGCGAGGCUUAGCACACACCGAACGCAUCCCGAUGUGUCCAUCUGAGAAGGAAAACCAGAAUCCGGCACCAUGCAUCUCGCCGUUCUCACAGCAGCCGACGCCCGGGGGUCUUCAGGGGGGGCCUCAGGGGACACAGGGGGGCACCACCGUGUCCCCCCACUUUGACGGGGUCCAGCCACUCCCCCUCCGGCUGCCCCAGCUCCCCCACAUGCCUCACAUCUCAUUCACUGAUGUUGAUCGACACUGCUCGUCACCUCUGCCUAGGAGGAAACAGGCACGACCAAGGAGAAGAUCGGGAGAUACAUCAUGCGGGGCCCAGGACCUGUCCAAGUGUCCACCCACCUCCCCCAUGGAAACUGAAAUGGCCGAAAACCUGUCAAUGAAGAAGCCCCACAAUAGUCACCAGCACAACAACAGCAGCAACAGCAGCAGCAACAACAACAACAACAACAAUAGCACAAGUAACAACAACAACAACCAUACGCUACCUCCGAACAGACCGAGCUGCUCGCCGACGCCUCCCUCCCAUCUAAAUCAGUCGAUGAAGAUGGAGAGCGAUGACUCGGACGCGGGUGACUCGCUGAGUCAGCAGAAUCAUCCGGUGGAGCUGACGACUGGCGUUGGCAGUGCGUUGGCACUUGCCGCGGUGGCCGCGAGCCGCGAGCACGAGCAUCGCGAGCAGCAACAUCGGGAACGCGAACGGGAACGUGAACGGGAACGGGAACGCGAAAGGGAACGCGAGCGGGAACGAGCCAACGACUACACCACCAACAGUUCCGAGCCGUUCAGUCUUCCUCCGCCACAUCAUAUCACUGGCUUACAGGAUCCUCUCGAGAAUUCAUUUCCUCAUCUGGCGUCAAUUUCAGCUCUAUCAUUGACACCUCCGCACAUGUUCUCUUUGGACUCACAUCUGGGACUGUUUCCGGGAAUGGAGAGUUGUAGGAAUUCACUUCUCAAUGACAUACCUGAAGUGCGGAAUGAGAAUCAUCAUAUAUCGGUGAAGAAGAAGCGAGGUGGCAAAUACGAUGUGGUGCCAUCAGUAGGUCGCCCCAAAGGCCAGCACAGCGCACCACGUGGGGGGCCACCCCGCUCCUGGACCAACGCAGAGCUCACUGAGGCACUGCAGCACGUCUGGAACAAGAAGAUGACCACAUCGCAGGCGUCACGCAUAUUCGGCAUUCCCUACAACAGUCUACUCAUGUAUGUCCGAGGCAAGUACGGCAAAUCACUCAAGCUCGAGCAGUUGAAGAAGGAAUGCUUCGGAGACCUGGGAGGACCGCUGGAUCUACUGGGGUUGGGGCCUCUAGCAUCCAAUAACAACAAUCCAACCAAACCACACAAAGGUCCCGAGCCGGAUCUGAUGCUCGGGCCGCCGGGAUUCAACCCCAGCCAAUACCCACCGACCAGCUUCUAUCCCGAUUUCGGAGCCCCAUUCCCAGUGCCUGUCGGCAUGGUGCAUCUGCUGCCGCAGUCCGAGAAGAACCGCGAACAAUCGGGACCAAUCGACUAUGCCAAGGAAGAACUGAACAGUCAGCGCAAUGACAUGAAUCCGAUCGAGUACACCAAAGACGACUCCAACAUUCGCAACAGUCCAAUGGCACUGGACUUUGCCAAAGACGACCCGGGCAUCCACCACAGCUCGCUUAAGGAGGAGGAGGAGGACGAGUGCCGCAAGAGUCCCGGACGACUGCACGUCGACGACCCGCCGCAGGCACAGCAACACAACGGACAGGACUGACAGUCAGCUUUCUUGGCAGACUGUUGAUGGGGCAUCGCUGCCGCCGCCGCAGCCUCGCCCUAUCACAAUCUAUCCAAAUUCUAAGCGAAUUCAAAGUGCAAAACAAAUCACAAACUACACAAAUUCAAGUGAAUGAAAAUAAAACAAUCUAGGUAUUACAUUUGUUGUGGAGCAAAAAAUAUUGUUUUCAAAGAAAACAACGAGAAUAAAGCAGCUAGGAUGAACAAAGAGUAUCCAGUGUCGUCGUUCUUCAAGUGCGAACUUUCAACACUUGAAUAAUGCGACGUUCAUGUGAACUUUGUAGAUAAUCUAUCGUUACUUAAUUUAGAUUAUGUACAUAGAUAAUAUAAUAACGAUAACUCGGAUUGGAAGGUGCGGAGUAUUUUAUAGAAAUUUUGGAUCAAGCAAACGAUGAUGAUAAAUAAUAAUAUUGAUAAUGAAAUAGAACCUAAUCGUCUAUCGCAUUGUACUCUGUUAGGCUACACAUUUUAUCAGGAUUUUUGUAAUACAGUUUGUUGUUGAAUAUGUAUCUGGAUGUAUAUUACUCUUAUAUAAAUAUAUACUUCACGUACUGCCAGUUAUUACAGAUUCCAUAUUAUAUUUACACACGCAGAUAUUGAAAAUAUACUAUUUUUAUAACAGUUAUUAUAGUACAGGUUUUAACAAUGUUUUUUGUAGCCAGCAGGGUACAAUGUUGCACUAUAUCUGAUGUUGUGUUUACAAACGAUUUAUGAGAAUGGUUAAUAAGUGUUUAUUUUAUAAGUGUUUGUUGAAACACUCAAUUUGGAUUCAUUAGCUACCAGACUACUCAAGUAAUUAUUAGUCCGGUAAAAAUGAUGAUUUUCUUCUGAUAUGACUGCUUUCAAGAUUAAAACUGCUUCCAAGAUUAUAGUAGGUUCCACAUCGUCAGUUAUCGAAAAAUCUCUUGGUGACAAGAUUCACCAUAAAUAUCAUUUGCUAAUAUAAAUAAAAAUAUAAAUCUGAGUACCCUUUUACCCUUUCAUUUAUGUUAAAAGUAGCCCUAGAGAAGAAAGAUAUUUGCUAAUAAUAUUCAAUUCAAUAUUAUCUACGGUUAAUACUUUGUCUGAUAUUUUUCUAGUGUGACUGGUGUUUUUCUAAUCACAAUCCAUUCCACCAGACAUUCAACCGAAGGAUUGUCAACGUAACUUGUGUCAGAUGAGAUUUGUUCCCAAAAGUCUAUUCAACUGCACAUCAUUGUGACAUUGUAACCAGGAGCUUCAAAUUUUUCUCCUCUCCACUCAACUUUCAAGAAUAAUCCUCUUUCUCUUAUUAAUCUUUCUCCUUCAAAAGAAAUUUCAUCUUCAUCGUCGUCCGAGCACAAUAAUAAUUAUUGUCCUUCAAUAACUUUUCUUCCUCGGCUUCUUCUUCGUCUUCAAAAUCAUUUGCUCAGUUUGGGGAUUUGAUAUGCAAGUGAACGUCUGUGGUCUAAUGCUAUAAUAGUCACCUGAGCAUUAGACGUUUGGCUCACCUCCCUUGCGGGGAGCGGGCAGAGGGGCAACAGGCUGGAACCAUAGCAUUAUGCUAUCUUCGCAUUUUUCUGUACAUUUUCCUUGGAUGUCAGCUUGCGAAUCUUCUUCAUUUUCUUUAGAUUUUCCGCUAUAUUUUCUUCUCUGGUCUAAGCAAUCUUGGCGUUUACUAUUGCGCCGUUCAUUCAGAUCUUCCCUUCUAAAGUCUUUAUAAUCUUGAAUUUUUGAUUCGAAUUUCUCCGAAACAUCUUGACAUUCCUUCCUGGAUUAAUAAUAUUAAAUGGUAAACCUCACAAAACAGUUGUGUCCAUGGUGUUCAUGCAUUCUUGAUUCAUCGUAACCAAGUUUUUCUUCUUCACGAGAAACCCUUCUGGUAUAACUGUAACUGGUUGUUCUCGUUUUCUAGAAUUUGAAGAUUCAUCUAAACAAAUGACUUAAUACACACUUCUGAAACACAAGAAAACCCAUGAAUAGAGAAAAAUGAAUUGUCCAGUGAUACACGCGUUGAAUAAAACAUCGUGAAGAAUUGGAGAGUAAGAAAGAGGAAGCACUAUGACAAGACAAGAUGAUCGAAAUGAAUACAUUUCUCUGGAUGACUUCAAAUUCUGAAACCUGAUUUGUCUUGAACCUAUUAACACUGUUAACAAUCUUGAAAAAUGCAGUUCAUAUACUAUAAAAUCAUUAUUUUUAAAGCUUUGUUAAUUUUUACGACUAUGUAGAUUUCAUUAAUUAUUUAUGGGGUAUUCAAUUGAUACUUGCAGGAAGUUCCACUAUUUUUUUUUUUACAAACUCUUUUGAUCGCAAUAUGAUCCAAGCUACUUAUUCCUAACAAAUUUAUAUUUAUUCCUGAUUCUUGUUCAUCAUAAUAAUUAUCAUCCCAUGUUGAAAAUCGAUUCUAUAGAAUUUUAACUCUUAUUCUUCAAGUUCCUAAUUGUAGCCACACAUCAAUUGAUUCACUUACGUUACUUUUGUACUUCUCAUCCAUUUGUAUAUUAGGCUAUUUAAUCCUAUUUUACUCAAUAUUAUUCUAUAAAAAUGACCUCAUUGGAAUGGAAACAUGUCUAUAUAUAGAAGUUGGUACCUAUACAAUGUAAUGAUGAUUUGAGUGAUCAUGCUCAAGAGAGGUUUAUGUGUUUUUGAGAGAGAAAGUUAAUACUGUUAUUGCAAUCAAUUGAAUACCUUAUAAUAAGCUCACAGAAGACUGACUUAGCAUGCCAAUGUUCCAAUAAUACUAUACAAGUGAUUUUAAUUAUGGUUUGUUUUGUCUCACAGUUUAUCGAAAGGAAUCAGUUACUGUCUGUUGUAUUCAUAACUACAGUUCCUCUUAAACAGAUAUUUAUACCAAAUAAAUCGUAAGUUUUAAGUUUCGAUGGUUAUACGAUUUUACAUACAAAAUCAUUGUAAGUGUUAGGAGUAAUUACUUAGGUAUUGAUUCAGUAUUUUGCAGUAUUGUCCAUUUUACAUGCCGUGAAUAAUUGAAAUAAUGAAUUUAUAGAUAAUAUAUCAUGAUGCUGGACUUGAACGUUGACCGAAUAUGAGGUAAUUUGAACAAUUUCGUGGUAGUAAUAUUAUUUAUAUUUUGACUGUCUGAUUGGUGCUGUUGGUAGAACUGGGCGCAUACCGUGCUGUUGGUAGAACUGGGCGCAUAGUUGAAGGACAAAAACUACCAGCCGAGAUGAUUGUGCAAAGCAAACUCUGAUUGAUUGUGAUUUUAAUUAGCAAUGUCUGUGUAAAUUUUGUUUAUACAUUAGUAGGGAAUAAUUGAGUCUGUUUUUAUAACGGACAUGUAAAAUUUAAAUGUAGAUAGACUAUAUUAUUGUGAUUAUUAUGGAAAAUCGAUAUAGCAUAUAUAUUAUAUAUAAACAGAUAUACACAGAUGUAAGAACAAUAUCUAUGGUAAUAAUAUGAGAAGAGUUAAGAUGAAGAUCCGUGAUAUUAAUUGUAACUGUUAUAACAUGUUUAUUUAUGUUCAAGCAUUUCUGUUAUUAGUUUUUUGAACAACAGUACAGAGAAUAUUAUUUUCUGUUCAUUUUUCAUGCUUUUUAUAAAUAGUUAUAAUUGCGUUACUCAAAAUAUCGUUCACUAUAUUUGAAAAGUGUGCUAAAAUGGCAUUAUUUUGCUUGAAUCCUACUUUGGUGUUCGACAUUCCUUUCUGUUACCAUUUUAUAGAAGAAAUCAAUGUCAAAGUAUUGAAUUCAAGUAUUAUGUAUUCUUGAUAAGUAAGGUGCACCAAUUAUAAUGUAACUAUCAUGAAUGCAUUAGAAGUUACACAAAAGUGUUAUAGUUUUAGUUGGUAGGUGAAAUUUUGUAGCCAAAAAUGUCUUUACCGUACCUUUCUUCGCGUUAUUGUACCAUACCUCUUUGAAAAAAUUACAUAGGCCUACCUCUAGAGACGUUCAUCAAUUUCAAGACGAUACCUAAUGUACAUACACUGUCUGUAUUACUUAACAUUGUAAAAAUAGAAUCUAUCUAAUUCACUCGAAAUGCAAAUCAAUUUCCAUAAAUUUACCAAAUUUUUCAAGUAUACCAAACUGUCACUGUAUAAAACUCAGUGUAAACUUUACAAAAUUUCAUAAUUAUAAUAUAUUGUAUGAAAUAGAAUUGACAAGCUUUUAUUUAUUGAAUUCUUCUUGAAACAUUUUAUGAUAAGAACCAAAGUUUUGUUGGAUUUUUCGAUAAUUUAGUAGCCUCUUUGUACGAGGCGAGACUUCAAAACUGAUCUCAAUACUAUAGAGAAUGACUCAAAAUAUCAAUUCUGAAACAAACCAUUUUGUUCACUUUCUUACAUUUAUUCCAUUCUGGUUAUUUUUGGUUCAGUGGCUAGGUGGUAAGUCAUAUUUUUCUUAUAUAUUGAAUAUAAUUUUCUUAUAUAUUGGUAUAUAUUGAAUUUCGUGUUCCCUUUAGAGUGUUUCCAAUGUGUAAAUAUAAUACUAAGGUGUAUGUACAUUAGAGUAUCGAAAAAUUUGAAGUUAAAAUGUGUAGAAAAUAUAAUUACUGCGUUCCAAAUUUCUGUGUGUUUAAACGAUAAACGCAAUCAACUGCAGAUUGUAGGCAUUCUUAGACUAAACGACAUUAUAUUAAAGCACUCAAACAUACUCAUACGUGAAUACCAUUAUAAUGUUAAUCGAGUGUUGGAUGGAAUAACCAAGUUUGUAAUAAAAAUAAUCAUUUAUAUUUUUUUAAUUAAUCACAUGAUGCAUACUUGUGCACAACCACAUAACAUUUGCAGGGUAUUUAACCCCCUUUCAUCGGGGGUGGCCUUCAACAAUAGAUACAGGUAUUUAGAUUAAGUUACAUAAUCCUGAUUCAUUAUUUCAUACAGAAUUAUUAAUAAAAACAAUAGAACACUGAUCUUUGAAUUUUUGUUUGAAUAAUUGAUUUACAAAAGUUAUUUGGUUAUUUAGUAAGAUAAAUGUCGAAAUGAUCAAUCAAACAUUAUUAACAUUAAAAUGGUUUCUUUCUACCUAUAGCAUAAUGAUUAAUGUAUAGGAGUAGAUUACAGUACAGUCAAUUUCUCCUCUAUUCAUGGAAAAUUGUUAGUGUUUGAAAAGUUAUGAGUAAGAAUAGUACGAUCAAACUCUUGAUAUUGUUUCUUCUCCUAGCAUCUGAUAAACUGCGACAAAUGUAUUGUGUGAAUGGGUUACCUUUUCUAUUUGAAAGUUUCAAUACUAAAAGAAUGUUGUGUCCUUCCUACCAUUAAUAUGAUGGUAGUUAAUCUUACAUUACUCUAUUGAAUAAAGUACGGCAGUGCAUAAUACUGUAUUUUUUCAUACUCAACUAGCUCUUGAGGAGAAAUUCUUGUAGAGAACUUGGAAUGAAAACUUAUUUUGCGCAUCAAUUAUAUUGUUGAACAAGUUUUUUUUUAGUUUGGAUUAGUGUUGUGUUUGUUUGCUCUUUAUCGUAAGUUACUGAUAGUUUAUAUUGAUAGUUUGCAGUUGAUAAAACUUUGUAAAUGUUGUUCCAAAUAUUUUUUGAUAUUCGAGCACACACGUCUAUUCUCAAUAUUCGAGUAUUUCAUCAAAUUUGUAUUGUGCAAUAUUUAAUUAAGGAAGUAUUUUUGUUUGUAAUAUUGAGCAAGUUUAUUAUUAUUUAUUUUCCAAUAAAUUGUUAUUUUUGUUAGAAGGAAUAAUCAUUACUCCACUGUAAUAUGUUGAACAUAUUUGAUAUUUCAAAUUCACAGUGAUUUUGUUGUGUACUUAAAAAUUUAGAAUAUAUAAUUCUUUUCAAUUUCAUCAAUUCAAUUAUUUUAUACACUAUUGAUGACUUAUUAUUCGAACACACUUUUAUGUAUGUGUGUGUUUUUACUUCAAAUACUUAUCCAUGACAAGAAAUGAGUGACUUUGUUUGAUUCAAGUUAUUUGUUACAUACAAGGCUGUGUGUAGUUUAAUAUAAACAUUCAUCUUUUUAUUCCUUUUCUCCCAUCAAUUACUAUUAAAGAAGGCUUUUUUUAUUCAAUAGGGAAUUAUUUGUGUUAUUUCUUUGAUGAGGAGUAUUGUUCAAAUGGAGGAAUGUGAAAGCUAAAUACUUGAGUGACCCUCAAAGAGGAUAAUUUAAUAACAAUGAUUCAAUACACAAAGAAAUUAUUUUGAACUGGCUAGAUUAAAUACGUUGAGCUUGGAUUUCCAAGUUUUUCAGAUUCUCCGUUUUAAUCCGAAUUUCCAUGCAGUAUUUUUCAUUUUUACUACCUUUAUAAAUUAUGCUUUCACUACAAGAUUCAAUAUUUAAAAAAAAAUGCUUUUUGGCAAUUUCCAUUUAAAAAUAUAAGAGUAAUUCAAUUUCCUUGAUUUUCUAGAUCCUCUAAGCAACGAGCAGUUCGUUAAAUAAAACUCGUUUAUUUCUAGUUCCUCCUAUACUAUUUCUUAUUUAAUUUGAAAUGUUUAAAAGUAUAUCUUCCUAGGAAAAAUAUUUAGUUGUUUUUUUGUAAAUUCUGAGAGUAAAUUAUUUUGUACAUAGUA
This is a messenger RNA of Nilaparvata lugens (brown planthopper), 9461 nucleotides long. RefSeq names its product protein jim lovell. The record is from RefSeq and is a predicted model, not a curated record. The transcript has 12 exons. Bases 769 to 3018 code for a protein of 749 amino acids. Gene Ontology annotation, cellular component: nucleus. Gene Ontology annotation, molecular function: DNA binding; protein binding. NCBI's taxonomy places the organism in Eukaryota, Metazoa, Arthropoda, Insecta, Hemiptera, Delphacidae. Gene Ontology annotation, biological process: regulation of transcription by RNA polymerase II.